UCGUCGUCUGUGCAUUCGGUGUGCAUUGCUACCCGGUUCGCACCUUUUCGGUAGAUCAUCCUGUUUUGCGGCAACUUUUAAAUAUUCGAAAUUGUAUUUCUGUUGUUCAUUUAUUUACUGAGAAUGUUAAUGGAGAUCAGUUGAAAGUAAAACGAGUAGUGAUCAGCGAAUUGAAGAAGACAGACGUUUGUAACGGUAAUCGGAUGAUUUAAAGAUUUUUUUUCGUGAGACGAAGUUUUUUUUUAUUUUAAUUUUGCUUUUAAAUGAUAUGCUCGUGUCUGGACAGUGAAGACCACUUGAUUUCAUACUUUCAGAAAUAAACUUUUUUUUCCCCGUUAUCGCGCGGUGUUUUAAUUGUUCAAUAAAGUCUUAUCUGAUUACGGACGAGUUUUAAAUAUUGGGACAAUCUGUCAAAACAGUGACCUAUGUGUUUUGUGAAUUAUACUUUUCUAACAGAAGCUCUUGUGUUACAUUUUAAUUUUAAGUGGAUACGUUGUAUACUGAAGCAACUGAUAUUGAAUCCAUACGUUUUUUUUUACAAUGAUUUCAACCUUGAGUGAAGUUUUUAAGUAACAAGUGACUCGGAGUUGUGGCGGGCAUUGUUUGAGUGUCAUAUUACUUGUCAGUUGUAUAAGUAUAUGUAUGGCGUUUAAUUCGACGAAUUAACAUUUUCAAAGUGGCCAAUGAGACGAACAAUUAUUACUCUGCUGCUCCUCCGUCGGACACCGCUGGAAGCUUCUUGUCUGGGACCCUCGCUCCAUCGCCAGGAGCAGCAAUGCUGUACAACGUCCCUUGCUAUCACAGCUAUUCACCUCUGUCCUGUUAUCAGCAGGUGAAAGGGCACAGAGCAGAUCCCGACUUAGACACACCAGAAAGGAGUCGAUCUCAAGACCCUUCUGUGGGAGGUGACGCUUCAAGCCCUGGCAGUGGCCAAUCUGAAUCAACUUGUGGAACACCACCCACAAAUCCUGACGCUGUGGCCACUAGUACAGGAUGUGCUCCGAUAUCAGUUUCGGCAACGGGGGGCCUAAGCAAUGGCUGUACCAGGAGCAGUGCCAGUUGUGUUGUCAGCAGCAGUCACCAGCUUCAAGACCCGACCAGCUCUCCAGUCACCGCGGGCUCCUUCUCUAGUCCGCCCACCUGGCCGUCCCUGGGCGACGUUAACACAGUGAAAAGUGAAGUUCGCAGUCCUGGUUUGGGUGACACCUCAUCACUGAGCCAAUCAGAGGCUUUGUACUCGGGGGCAGGAGACUCGAUUGGAUCGUACAGUGACAGCAAGGAUUAUUCGCAACACCCCUACUCAUCCACUCAGCAAUAUUACAGCAGUAUGCAUCAAGCAUAUGGCAGUCAGUCGUCGGCAGCUGCGGCGUACAUGCAGAGCUCAAGUUUCUACAAUUCUCCAGCCUAUGGCAUGUUGCAGCAGGGAUACCACAGUGCAACAGGUGCACGUGGCUUAAAUCAGCAGUGUAAAGGCUCAGCCUCCAACAGCUACCUUAGCCCAUACGCCACAUCUAGUACGGCGUUCGGAUCCAGUUCAGGGAGUAGUUCACAUCACAGUGGGCAGAGUGGAGUCUCUGCUGGACAGACGGCAUCGUACGCUUCGUAUGGUGCGGGUUAUAACUGUACAGCGUCCGCGGCGGCAGGCUUUUCGGCUGGCUCGCAGAACUUCCCUUCCUCGCAGCAGAAAUAUGAAUAUUACUUACAGAGCUUGGACUAUGGUGGAUAUGGGAAUACGUAUGCUGGGCACCAGGUUGCGGCAGCAGCCGCCUCGCAGUAUGCUAGCUAUUAUGCUCAGAGUUAUUCCCCAUAUGCUGUGUCUGGGUCAACAAGUUCUGGUAGCACCGGGGGAGGAACCACAGUUUCAGGCUAUCAACUAUCCUCAGGAGUGCAGCACAAUGCAGCAUUACCAGAUAGCCCAAGUGGGUUCCAGCUGUCUGAAAAUGGUCCUGUAUCACCUGUUAAAACAGAAUCCAAUGGUCCUGGAAGCAGUGGUAGUGGGCGACGGGCACGAGAAGGAAGUGGCGGAGAGGGGGCAUCUCGCUCCAGCAGAGGGCGUGGCCGUCGUCAGAACAAUCCUUCACCCAGCAGCCCUGAGAGUAACCUGGAGCGAGUAUUUAUAUGGGAUCUGGAUGAGACAAUUAUCAUCUUCCACUCUCUACUCACAGGGACCUUUGCUACACGUUACGGCAAGGAUGCCCACUCUGUGGUUCAGCUGGGUUUCAGGAUGGAGGAGAUGGUUUUCAAUCUUGCUGAUACACAUUUCUUCUUCAACGAUGUUGAGGAGUGUGACCAAGUGCACAUCGAUGAUGUUGCAUCAGAUGAUAAUGGCCAGGACCUCAGUUCAUACAAUUUUGGGUCUGAUGGUUUCCAUGCAGCUGCUAGUAACGGUAAUCUGUGUCUGGCUACUGGAGUUCGAGGAGGUGUCGACUGGAUGCGGAAACUCGCCUUCCGUUAUCGGAAGAUCAAGGACAUGUACAAUAAUUAUAGGAAUAGUGUUGGGGGACUUCUAGGUGCAAAACGGGAGCAAUGGCUUCAGUUGCGCUCAGAGAUUGAGGCUGUGACAGACAAUUGGCUCACGCUUGCCAUCAAGUGCUUAACACUUAUCAACUCCAGGUCAAACUGUGUGAAUGUUCUGGUGACAACUACACAACUGGUUCCUGCACUAGCAAAGAUUCUACUCUUUGGACUAGGAGGAAUUUUCCCCAUCGAGAACAUUUACUCUGCUACAAAGAUUGGUAAGGAGAGUUGUUUUGAGCGCAUUGUAUCAAGAUUUGGGCGCAAAUGCACAUAUAUAGUGGUUGGAGAUGGGCAGGAUGAGGAAGCAGCAGCCAAGCAGCUCAACUUUCCAUUCUGGCGAAUAUCAAGUCAUAGCGACACGGCCGCCCUUUAUAAUGCUCUUGAGAUGGACUUCUUAUGAUGUGGAAUAUUGUGUGAGGUGAGAAUAUUAUCUGAAAAUAAACUGUGAUCCAAGUCAGGUGUGCGUGCGUGUGUGUAUGUGUGCAGUUCAAGGAAGCAGAUUGCUGACUGAUAAACACCGAGUGUAAAGUGUUCAAAUAAAUUAUGAUACGGGGAGUGGGUGUGGAAACCACUUUUACUUGCAAAGAUAGAAGAUUGCUGCAGUAUUCGAUCACUUACUAGCAGGUUUUGAUGUUUUACAUUUCUGAUAACAUGUUUUUUCUGAAAGAAGAAUGAUGCAAGUCCAAUUGAUCUGUAGUACAUUUGAAAAUAUUUCAUACAAAUUUCCUGGCUCUUUCAGCUGUUAUUUAAAUAUGAUUUUAUUUGGUAUAAAAAUUGUCUGAAGGUAAGUCAUCUACACACCUUUGCACAUUAUUGAAAUCAUUAUUCUUGAUAUCAAAAUACUGAAGCAAUGAUUAAAGAAUAUUAAUUUCACAUUAAAACAGUCCACAAAAUUGACAAAAAAGAAGCAAAUAUUUCUGUAAGGAUUUAAAAACAUAUACCAGGGUCAGUACCAAGUUCCGUGAAAGGUUUGCUGCAGUAGUUGAUUCAUUGCACCAAAAAUUAUAUUCAACAUUGUUUAAUAUCUGAAAUAUAUUUGAGGUACAGAAUAUUUUAGGAGUAAAGGAAACUCUUGAAAUGUCUUGAAAUAUGCUUCAGACAGGAGACAAUGACCAACAUUCUUCUUCUUCUUCUAUGGCUCUCCAGUCCGUAUUCGGUCCAUGGCCUCCUCUCCUCUUCAAUUCGGUACACUCUUAGGUCCGUCUGUCUGAGGCUUUGAUUGAGGUUUCGAAACAUCUUCCUUUUCACGGUGCAAGGUUGUUAGCCUUGCGACCAACCCCCCAACCUGGAGGACCAGGGUACCAGGGUACCUGUCUUAGUCU
Zootermopsis nevadensis is the source of this 3839-nucleotide messenger RNA. RefSeq names its product eya transcriptional coactivator and phosphatase 2 (gene eya). Lineage: Eukaryota; Metazoa; Arthropoda; Insecta; Blattodea; Termopsidae. Gene Ontology annotation, biological process: multicellular organism development; cell differentiation; negative regulation of extrinsic apoptotic signaling pathway in absence of ligand. Gene Ontology annotation, cellular component: nucleus. The record is from RefSeq and is a predicted model, not a curated record. Gene Ontology annotation, molecular function: protein tyrosine phosphatase activity.